Molecule: messenger RNA, 321 nt
Organism: Knipowitschia caucasica
Lineage: Eukaryota; Metazoa; Chordata; Actinopteri; Gobiiformes; Gobiidae
Source: the annotation of a GenBank genome assembly
AUGUGGAAGAGGCCCACGACACCCAAAACAGAGGAAAUCACAUCAAAGAAAGUGUCUGUGAUUGCACCUUCCACAUCACAAGCUGGAAUUAAACGACCUGUCACCCAGGAGGACAGAGAAUGGGCAUUGUCAUCUUUGGCACAGCUUGACCGUUUUACAGAGUAUAUGAAGCGCACUGGUGUGACCUUCCAGGAGAGCGGCGUGUUUCUCUCUGACAGUGGCCUGCUUGGUGGCUCCCCAGAUGGGCUAGUAUCUGAUGACUGCAUCAUUGCCAGAUGCUGCCACAGUCUUUUUUUUGGAGACCCUUCUUUCCAAAUUUGA